Molecule: messenger RNA, 198 nt
Organism: Aspergillus niger
Lineage: Eukaryota; Fungi; Ascomycota; Eurotiomycetes; Eurotiales; Aspergillaceae
Exons: 4
Coding region: 1-198 (65 amino acids)
Source: RefSeq, a predicted model, not a curated record
AUGCUGACAGCCAGCGUUUCAGGCAUUGGAUGUCGGACUGAGAUAACGUCUCUUAAAAAGCUGGAUAAUUAUUUUGAUCGACGUGCUAAGGGGCAGAUUUUCUUAGGCAGACUGGGCAAUGGAACUGUGCGGGUUCAGCUGGUCAGGUCGGCACCACAAAAACAGUUGGCGAACUACAGCACGAUCGGGAGCCUCUAG